Molecule: messenger RNA, 2359 nt
Organism: Aquila chrysaetos chrysaetos
Lineage: Eukaryota; Metazoa; Chordata; Aves; Accipitriformes; Accipitridae
Gene: CA7
Product: carbonic anhydrase 7
Exons: 7
Coding region: 36-830 (264 amino acids)
Biological process (GO): regulation of intracellular pH
Cellular component (GO): cytoplasm
Molecular function (GO): carbonate dehydratase activity; zinc ion binding
Source: RefSeq, a predicted model, not a curated record
GAGCUGAGAGCAAAGCGGGGUGCAGCUCCCCUAUAAUGACUGGCCACCACGGUUGGGGAUAUGGGCAGGAUGACGGACCUUCAGAGUGGCACAAAUCUUAUCCUAUUGCCCAAGGGAACCGCCAGUCACCUAUUGAUAUAGUUUCUGCAAGAGCAGUUUAUGACCCUAAUCUGAAACCACUUAUUAUCUCCUAUGAAUCAUGUACAUCUCUCAACAUCUCCAACAAUGGCCAUUCAGUUAUGGUUGAGUUUGAAGAUACUGAUGACAAGACAGCAAUCAGUGGUGGUCCCUUUGAGAAUCCAUUUCGACUAAAGCAGUUUCACUUUCACUGGGGGACAAAGCACAGCCAGGGAUCGGAGCAUACAAUAGAUGGCAAACCUUUUCCCUGUGAGCUCCACUUAGUUCACUGGAAUGCCAGAAAAUAUGCAACAUUUGGAGAAGCAGCAGCAGCUCCAGAUGGCUUGGCAGUAGUUGGUGUUUUCUUGGAGAUUGGGAAAGAACAUGUCAAUAUGAACAGACUCACUGAUGCUUUGUACAUGGUAAAAUUUAAAGGAACAAAAGCUCAAUUUAGAAGCUUCAACCCCAAAUGUCUCCUGCCUUUGAGUCUAGAUUAUUGGACUUACCUUGGUUCUUUGACAACACCACCCCUUAAUGAGAGUGUAACAUGGAUAGUGCUGAAAGAACCCAUCAGAAUUUCUGAGAAACAGCUGGAGAAAUUCCGCAUGCUCCUCUUCACCAGUGAGGGAGACCAGAGGAUCCAAAUGGUGAAUAAUUUUCGCCCACCUCAGCCUCUUAAGGGGAGAGUAGUUCGAGCUUCCUUCAAGGCCUGAAGAAAACUGAUAAUGGCCCUGAGAUAUCCAAGAGCUUCCACAUCUGAGAUACUACAGACAGAAACUCUGGUCUUCAGAUCGUUCAUGGAACACAGAAGAUAGCCAUUUCCACGAAUGCUUUACUUGGAGGGGGACAAUCUUUUGAUUUUAUAUUUUGUUUGAAUUGCUUAUUCUUUCGAGAAAUGGGAUCUUUUUAACUAGCACUUUUUAAUAUAAGGGAUAGUCAAGUAAACUAGAAUGUUCUCCAAGACCUGAAACUCUAAAAACUAAGAUGAAAUUAAAAUCCUGCCUAAUAUAAUAUGGGAAAUUAUGUAGUGAUCUACUAGCACUGGUGGCCACAACUUCUAAUUUUCUCAUUUAAUACAUGAUGAAACAGUAGUCAAGAAUUUUGGACAAAUUGGACUUAAAUUUUCCUUACCGGUCUCCUGUUAGUAUUUGCUGAGCUCGGUCUGAUUUAAAGAUUGCUUUCACUGUAUUCUUGCUGUCUGACAGUGCACAUGAGUAGCACUAGAAAGAAGUUCUUUACUCACCUCAACUAGGCACUACAUAUAUAUAUUUUAAAGUUACUGUUCUAAGAUGCUAUUUUAUAACUAAUUUAAAAUAACAAUGUAAAUACUGUGUUUAUAAGCAGGCCAUUUCAUUGCACAGUGUUGUUCAGACAUUUGUUCGUUUAGCCCAUGCAGCAUACGUAACUAUAAUGCCCUUGUCCAUUUUCUUGAAAAGAACAUCUAUAACAAUUCAGGUAAGUGUUUUGUGGUUCUCAAUUAUUGAAAUUCUACCUCAGUGAAGUGGUUUGCUCUGCAAUACGACCUCUUUCAUUGUCUGCCCUAAAGAAAGUAGAUAUUUUCUUUACUUUAGGGACUUAACAUGGGUAGACCUUGACUGCACUGCAUGUGCAUUGCUGCACAAAUCAUCCCCUCGCUAUGGCAGUCUCUCAGGGAUUCUCCCUGCAGAUCAUCAGUCCUGAGUCACUUUACAACUUGAAAAGAAAGUUGCUUUAGAAAAGCCAUGUGUUAGUGUUACUGCUUCUGCAGCUUAGUGGCAAAAUUCAGACUUGUGCCUCCGGUACUAAAUACAGUGAUGUUACCUGUAACUACCCGGGGAGGUGGGGCGGGGAGUGCUGGUGAACAGCAGCUACUAUGGGCUGUUCUCCUUUUUCAGAAGGGGAGAAAGACACUAAAUGUGAAGCACAGUACAAGGAAUGGAAGACUAGAAUUCUAGACCUAACUCUUCUAAGUUUUUCUGGUACACUGACUUAAAGUUUUCUGUUCCUUAGUUUCAUCUUCUAUAAAAUGAGGGUAACACUGACCUACCUCACAGGGAUGUUGUGAGGGCUAAUUCAACAUUGUUUUAAAUGUGAGAUUCUUAUAUAGCAGAUGCUAAAGGAAACAGAAAAUUAUUACUAAAUGCAGUGUUUUUAGCUAUUAUGAAUGUAACUUUGCUAGUAAUACAAACUGGUAUUGCAGAAAAUCUAUUUCAUGUAUCUUAAUUUCUUUUAACAAAUGAAAUAAAUGAGACUUUAAAAUCAA